Messenger RNA from Amoebophrya sp. A25, 2619 nucleotides. NCBI's taxonomy places the organism in Eukaryota, Dinophyceae, Syndiniales, Amoebophryaceae. The record is from the annotation of a GenBank genome assembly.
AAAUUUACAAAUUCUGGCACGCUGAAUAGAAAUAUUAGGACCAGUUCUAGUAGAAUGCCAUUCUUUCUUGGGAGGAACAACAUUUAAAGUAUAAUUUAUGAAAUUUUUAAGGAAAGAAAAUGCAAAGAUGGCAAUGGCUAAAAGUAUAAGCAGUGGUCUAACCUCUACAGUCUCCUUGAACGCUGAGCAGGUAGAGUCAUUUUUGAACGCUGAGCAGGUAGAGUCAUUUUUGGUACUUACAUUUGUUCACAAUGUUGCGGUGACUGAACUUGCUUUUUCUUACAUGUUGUGAGAUCGCGAUUUCACUCUACUUGAGAUCCUAAGUACCUAGUACGCGUGACUGUGCUCAUCUACUUCGCAGAUGUAGUUGGUCCUAUAAGUAUCUCAGGCUUCAACAUUCCUGAUGAAAUAAGUCUUCUUCGAACUACAUCUUCUAUCCAUAUGACUUGUAGAGCAUAAAAAUGGCGAAUGCCUACAUUCGUGAACCGGAUACCCAUGGGGAGGUCAUUCUCCACACUACCCAUGGUCCUUUGCAGAUCGGAUUGUGGUCUAAGGAGGCGCCUAAAGCAUGCAGAAACUUCGUCCAGAACUGUCUGGAAGGUUACUACAACCAAACGAUUUUUCACAGGAUCAUCAAGGACUACAUUGUGCAGGGAGGCGAUCCACUUGGGACCGGAAAUACCUGCGAAAGUAUAUUUGGCGAACCAUAUCCGACUGAAAUACAUGGAAGAUUGCAAUUUCGAAACCGAGGAAUGAUCGCUGUUGCGAAUGCAGGUAACUCUAUUUCAUUCGGCUAGAAAAAAUCAACAGCCCUAGCGGUUACUUUUUCGUCGAAUUUCUCUCAAGGCGCAGGCUUUUUGUCCUGCCGAUUGAUAUUCGUUGUUGAAGAAGGUCUGGUCAAUAUUCUCACUUUGACCAAUCUUCAAUAACACAUUUCUCUACCCCAGGCAAGCACACGAAAACGAACGGUUCUCAGUUUUUUUUCUCUUUGGGCUCUGCACGCGAGUUGAAUGGCGUGCAUACUAUAUUUGGCAAGGUGAUUGGGAAUUCACUCUACAACCUAGUCAAACUCUCCGAAACUGACGUGGACGGUAAAACCGAUCGACCCAUAGAACCGCCAAUAAUCACGCACGUCGAAGUCCCCAACAAUCCCUUCGACGACAUCGAUAUCCGACCUGACGUGCAGCAGAAGAACCUGCAACUGGCGUUUAGUGGGGAAAAGCAGGCAGCAGUAGUUGGGCAAGCGGAAAAACCGAAUAGAAUUAAGGGUUGCAAGUUGACAUCUCUAUGCGCAUCUCUAUGGCUUCUUCAAGUAGAAAAGCCAUAGAUAUGCGAGCUAGAGAUGCCAACUCUCAACCUCUAAUAGAACGAAGAUUGCGAUCACGAAGAACAAAGCGACCAUUGCCUUAGGAGGAGAAAGUUCCAGUGAAGACGAAGAUGCUGAUUCAGAUGGAGAUGAUAGAAAGAAGACUUCUAGUAAAGCUAAAGGAGGCUCUAAGGUAAAAGUAGGAGGGUCCCCUUCUUCAUCUUCUUCAGAGGGCGAAAUUAAUGUCGACAAGGCAGCCCGACUAAAUGCGAAAUCUUCAAACAAGAGAAACUUCAAGAUCAAGUCAGCACACGAAUUAUUGCAAAAUGAUUCCCGGUUGAUUGACCAAAAGGCGUAUGACGACAACGAGCUGGAGGAAAUAGAGCGAAAGCGACAGGAAGCCCUUCUUGCUGGUGGAGGGUCACCUUCAUCUUCCAAGAAGGACCUGGCAGGAGCACCAGGUGGAAGGAAAAAUAGACCAAAAGGACUAGUAGGCAAUGGCACUGCAGCAGGUCUAGGAGGUGAUGACGAUGAUGGAGAUGAUGAUGAAUUAAACGAUGAGGAUCUCUUACAGCAUGCGAAUGGAAAGAGCAAGAAACCAUUGACGGCGGAGCAAAAAGCACGCGAGGAAGCCCGGAAGAAGAAGAUUGAGGAACUGAAACGUGGUAUCCACGAAGCCAGUGGUGCAGGCCAAGAGGCGAGAGAGAAAGCCAAGGCAGAACGCAACGAACUCUCAGCGCAACUAUUACAGGGCUUUACGAAAGGCAUCAAGCGGAAAGCCAACAUUGUAAGUGCAGUCGAUACCCUGUUUAACUUUGAGGAACGUUUGAAAAAGAAGAAGGAGGAACAAGAGAAAAAGCGAAUGGCAAAGAAAAAGCUAGAAGUACCACGUCGUGACAAAGAAGAAGGGGAUAAACAUAAGAAUAAAGAAGAAGAAGAAGAAGAUGCUAGAAGAAAAGAACAAGAUGACGAAGACUUGAGUUCAUCAUCAUCUGAAGGAGGGAUAGGGUUUCAACCUAAAAAGAAAAAAAACAAGCCAGCUACUACAACUACAAAGGAUAAGAAACUAAGUGGCGAUGAUCACGCUGAUGAGGAGGAUGAUGACGAUAGUUUUGCGCUGACCGGUGGAUUGAAGUUUGACCAUGGUGAUUGAUGAAUAUAUUCGCAAAAGAAAAUCUCUGAGGCCACCUCUCCUUGUCCGAGGUACCCUAGACGACCAGCCACGAGUGUAACCCACUUGAUUCCUACUCUCAACCGUGUCUGUAAGACAACCGCAUGUCACGACUUUAGCGAUGACGACAACUAUCUUUUUC